Molecule: messenger RNA, 1042 nt
Organism: Liolophura sinensis
Lineage: Eukaryota; Metazoa; Mollusca; Polyplacophora; Chitonida; Chitonidae
Product: thiosulfate sulfurtransferase/rhodanese-like domain-containing protein 3
Exons: 3
Source: RefSeq, a predicted model, not a curated record
AGUAUUUUGCUAUCUGUUUCUGCAGCAUGUUAUUCGAGCAGUCAUUAUGACAAGUGGACGGAUCUAACGUACGAGGAUUUGGUAGCUUUAUUAGACAGCGGAGACAUACAGCUGUUCGAUGUGCGAGAGCCAAAGGAACUCGAAGAGACCGGAAAGAUUCCCAGAUCAGUGAAUAUACCAUUGGGUCAGUUGGCUGAUGUUCUAUCACUGUCCCCUGAAGAAUUCAAAAAUCGGUUUGGCGUGGACAAGCCUAAGGAAGAUGAUCAAAAUAUCGUAUUUCAUUGUCGUACUGGCGUGCGCAGCAAAAACGCUCUUCUGAUUGCUCGGGAGCUUGGCUUACCAAAAGCUCGUCAUUAUGUGGGCGGAUUUGAAGAGUGGGCAUCCAAACAGAAACAGAGGAAGUAAAACUCCAUUCUCAAGUCCUGGUGUUUUUUUAUUUUUUUUUUAUUUUUUUUUUCCAGAGUUACUUUUAAAUACAGUCUCAACAUGUGCAUGUACAAUGAAACACAAUGAAUUCUGCCUUAUGAAGUCUGAAGAUGUGUUUUGUUGAGAGCCAUAAAUGCAUGUGGAAGGGGGAGGCUGUGUACAUAUAUCCAAGUGCUCAGCCUUGAUUUAAACUUUUUUGUCGUUGAAUGUAAAAAUCAAGAUAAUGCCAGAAAGUACUAUAAUGUUACUAAUUUUGCUGAUGCUAGGUACACGUGAGCAGCCAGUCAGUGACCAUUUGUUCAAAAGUGUAAUAGAAGUUACAAUAAACCCAGUAUUAUUUUGUUUAAACUGUGCUCUUGACUAUUGAAGUCUUAUUACUUUUGUAGUAGAGCAUGAAUGGUGUUAAGAUUUAAUAAACAUUUCUGAACAAUCAGUCUGUGUUUCAGAAUUUGCUGUUUCAUACCUGUACAUGUAGACCAAUGUGCUUCUACUGUCUGUAUACAGUGUAUACAUGUAUGUAUGAAGUCUGACACGCUGUGGCUUGUAACAUACAUGAAUGUGUGAAGUCUGACACACUGUGACUUGUAACAUACAUAAAUGUGUGAAGUCUGACACG